Molecule: messenger RNA, 1602 nt
Organism: Aspergillus ochraceoroseus IBT 24754
Lineage: Eukaryota; Fungi; Ascomycota; Eurotiomycetes; Eurotiales; Aspergillaceae
Exons: 2
Coding region: 57-1484 (475 amino acids)
Source: RefSeq, a predicted model, not a curated record
CGGAAAUUGAUAUGCGUUUUUGCAAUGUAUACUGCUUGGUAUAGAGAGCCUCGAAAAUGAAUGUCUGGUCCGGUGCUAUUGCGCUAGAUGAAAAGUCGCAACUUCGAGGCGUACAACUUAUCGAUCGAUCGACAAACUGGCAGUCGGAUAUACCCAAGGACUCAACCCUAAGCUUUUGUUCUUUUGUGAACCCAGCCUUAAUUCCACUUUACGCUCGCAUUGGCCCAAAUCUCGAACUCCACACGACAGACCCGGAAACUUCGCAGUGGUUGAAGCACAAAUUCCUCGGCAAUAUCUGGCUGGAAGAUGAGGACCUGGACUGUUUUCAGACAAUUCAAUGCCCAGUUGGGUUUCUCGUGAGCCUUGACGGAGCGGCACGACCGCGAAGCUCAGGAGUGACCACGACCGAUCUGCUGGUCUACGGGAUUCUGUCGACCGUAACCACAUUCGAACGGCCGCCUACUCCGCCUGUAUCCUCUUCGCCAGAGACCGAAGAACCCAUUUCCGAUGUCGUUAAACAGGAACUAAGGAUAUAUGCUGCACCGAUCUCCGGAUCACUCAUUGCCAAAGCGCAGGCCCUUGCCACAAGUCAUGAGGGCUCCGGCGCAAUAACUGGGGAUGAGCAAUUUGGUCAGUUCCUCCCGGACUUCCAUUCUCCUAGUCCGAAACGCAAACGCGUUGCUACUCUUUUUGAAUCGGUUGCACAACAUCACAAGCGAGUACGGGAGAGGGGAGGCGAGGCCGUGUCCCAGUUGAUGGCGCAUAGCCUUUCUCAAUCAUCCCAGCAGCUACAAGGUCUUAGAAUCAAACGAGAGUCCGAAGAACCGGGCCUCCCUAUAUUGAGCAAGAUCGCUUCUCACCGGUCGAGGUCCCUUUCUAUUUCGAAUCUCAAUCCGAAUAAAGCGGCCGAGAGCCGUCCAGAACAUCCACGAUCGAGUAGCAACCGCGGCCAUGCCCGCGAGCUCGUCUCCAAAAGAGGUACACCUCUUCCGUUUUCCGAUGCUUCUACACGAAGAGACCGUGGAGCUUCGCCGAGCUUGUUAUCUUCAGAAGACAAGAUCGAGCUUCGGUCAGGACCGAAGGAUGCAGAUACAGUAAUCUCCGAGAAUAAAAACAUUAUCACCCGCACAAUCUUGACCUGUAUGCGAUUAUAUGGGUUCAAUCGCUCAGCGCCGCGCUCUGCUACUUCUACCAAGCCACCGGCCAUGGGCAAUCACCAUGAUGUGAUUCCUUUGAACAGCGAAACACAAGAUUCACAAAUCCCAGUUGGCGAGGGCCCUGCUUCCAACGCGCAUGGCGAAGACGAGUUUAAAGCUAUGUACCACGCAACCUAUCGCGCGUCGACAUUUGCCCUAAGAAAGUACUUGAAGGAGUCCCCAGUGCGUGAGACUGGUUCGAAGAGUCUGCCGCCGAUCCUGGAGAAAGAAAAGGCGAUGACAUAUAUUGAUGGAUUUCUGAAACUCUUCUGCGAGGAAGAGAAUUGAGCCGGCCGGACCGGGGCUAAGAAGCAAUGACGUUACGAAGUAUAUACAGCCAUUUAUUCCCUGGACUAAGGUCGAACCGGGCAGAUAAUUUAGACACACUUCCUGAUUAAAUGAAGUC